This is a messenger RNA of Saxophila tyrrhenica, 861 nucleotides long. RefSeq lists its product as uncharacterized. The transcript has 2 exons. Bases 1 to 861 code for a protein of 286 amino acids. Gene Ontology annotation, molecular function: pyrroline-5-carboxylate reductase activity. NCBI's taxonomy places the organism in Eukaryota, Fungi, Ascomycota, Dothideomycetes, Mycosphaerellales, Extremaceae. The record is from RefSeq and is a predicted model, not a curated record. Gene Ontology annotation, biological process: L-proline biosynthetic process.
AUGGCUUCUCCGGCGGGAGCAGUGCGAGUAGCGAUCCUGGGUUGCGGCUCUAUGGGCACAUCUCUACUGCAAGGAUUCCUGCGGAAGCGUACGACUCCAGUAAGCUUAUCACUUCAACUGGCCGCAUGCACUCGAACGCAACAAUCCUUCGACCGCCUGCGCGCAACUCUAGGCAACGACAGUAAGGCCAUCGAUCUUGGAUUUGGGAAUCAUGCGAAAGACAUGGCCGAGAGUGCAGAUGUGAUUGUGCUGGGCUGCCGGAAAGAAGACCUCUCCGCAGCGCUGAACACUGUCCAACCAGGCCGCUCAUAUGCGAACAAAACAAUCGUCAGUCUCAUGGCCGGCUUCUCUUCCGCUGAGCUUCAGCAGGCGCUCACUGAAAGCGGUGCUCCAGCAGAAACGGCAAUCGUACGAGUCAUACCCAGCUUCGCAGCACGCACAUGCACAUCCGUCUCCUUGCUCGCAAGCCCGGCCGCGGUGAGCCAGAGGAGAAUCGACAUCGUGACACAGAUCUUCGAGCAAGUAGGCUCAGUGCUUCAGGUGGACGAGGAUCUCUUGACGAAGGGAGUCGCAAUCGGAUCAGCAUGUCAUGCCCUUGCAGUCACGGCUGUGGAUUCCAUGACCGAUGCCGGGGUUUGCGAAGGCAUCCCGAGAUCGACAGCUGCUGCGCUUGCUGCGCAGUUUCUCCGAAGUGCUGCUGGACUGAUGGCUGACGGGAUGUCGCCGGAGGAGCUGAAGUCUGCACUGUCAACGCCGAAGGGUAUCACAUUGAAUGCAGUAGCGGAGCUUGAUAGGGGAGGAACGCGGAGAGCAGUCAUCGAUGCUGGAAGAGGUGCGGUAAAGUACGCGGAAUCGAUGUAG